Nipponia nippon (crested ibis) is the source of this 6402-nucleotide messenger RNA. The record is from RefSeq and is a predicted model, not a curated record. NCBI's taxonomy places the organism in Eukaryota, Metazoa, Chordata, Aves, Pelecaniformes, Threskiornithidae.
AUGGGCGAGCGGCGGGACGAGGAGAUCGGCGGGCCGGGAACGGGUUUUCAUCCAGAAUCGGAAGAGUCGAGUUCCCUUUUGCAGACAGCGGUUUCAGUGCUACAGAGCUCCUACUUGGACUCCACAGCUCAAGACGGUUUUCAGUACAGCCAAGCAAUUCUGGUGGAAAAUGAUGUUUUCCUAAGUGAGCUCAAAGCUUUUGCCCAAGCUAAGGAAGCCGCUGGGUACAGCCAGGAGGAGCUGGAGGAGACCUUUGCAUUUCUCCUGUUUGAUAAUGAAGAAGAGGGGAAGGUCAAGGUGGUAUCUGAGAAUUACACAACCAGCUAUACCUGCCCAUCUCCCGGCUACGACUGCCACGUCGCCAUGAGCAGAAACAACAUAACAUCAAAGACCAGCCACUGCCAGGCCUUCGAGCAGAGCCAGUAUUAUGUGUAUGAAGUGUCCGAUGGCAGCACUGCAGAGCGGCCCAGGCAGAUCUGCCCGUACAUAGUCAUCGCCUGCCAGUACAGGGAGCCGAAGGAAAUGCCCGUCUUAGCUAUAGAGAGCCUACCUCAGCUUAACCACAAAGCUUUUUAUGCUUGUGAUCUCACCGUCUGCUGCUUUAUCCCCACAGGCCUCCACCUGGACAUUAACCAUGUCAUGGGUGUGUCCGACUUGAAGAAAAAGCUACCAGAAGCUGCAUUUGGGAAAAGAAACUACAUUGAGAAUGAAGUCUGCUUUCAGGGUGUUUACUUCAGUCUGUAUGAAGUAGAAAUAUCAAAUAAGGAUCAAUAUAAAAUGGAUCGGUUAAUAGAAAAUCUAAAGGAAAAGGACUUGGCAAUCAUCAAGUAUUUACAAGAUCAAGGAGUCCUUAUCCUCCUGACGUCCUCUGCCUUGGCACGAGAUGAUGGAUUCGACCCUAAGGAGCCCGUCAGCCUCCUAGCCCUGUUUCUGUUCACCUCGUCCCGCUCGGUGUGCCUGAGAGAGGCUGAUCGUAAAGUGGACUUCUCUUCAGCGGUGCCACCGAGCCCUAUUCCUGCCAACACAGCAGGGGAAAUAAAAGUCAAAAGUGAAAACCCAAAGCCCUCAGCGUGGCUGGACCAAAGUGGUGAAGGGCCCACAAAAGACGUCAACUUGGCUAGCAAGCUAUGGGUGCAGCAGAGCAGGAGGAAAUCCAGCCGAGCCGUCGUGACCAGAACCAGGAAGAAAUGGUCACCCCUCAAGAUGCAAAUGCAUCCUAUGGGGGACAGUGGCAGGAACAGGAAAGCAACCAAGAAGAAGAAAAUUAGCAUUGCUCUCUCUUUUCCUAAAAAGCCAGGGCUCACGGCCAAUUCCAACGAGCCCAUGCUUAAAUUAGCCAAUUUGCAGUUUCCGCACAGAAGGAAAAGAGGUGCGGAGGUCCUGUCUGCAGAAUUUGUACACAAAACACAGUCUGAACCUGUUCGGAAGGAAACCUCAGCUCCCGACGAUCCUGGCUUGGAAACAAAGAGACCAAAGACACUGAAGAACCCAGACAUGAAAAAAGUUCCUGUUGCUGAGACUGUCACGAAGUCAGUGAAAAAGUGGAAGGAGCCAUUCUCUGUCCCCCCGAGCGAAGUUUCUUCCCAAUACCACGGAGCCGAUAGCCAAACGAGUGAGAGCCAAAUGAGUGAGAUUUACCCAGGCGGCGUUGCUGAUCUCGGUUUCGAUCUAAAGGGGAACGACUACGAGUCCCACGCCUUGAACUUGCUGGCUGAUCUGGCUCUGGGCUCUUGUAUCCCUUCAUUUAUCCCCAGGGACAGCGAGGUGAUCUCUGUGUCCUGCAGCCCCUCCAGCGACUCUGCAAAGGAGCAGCAGAGUCAUCGCAAGCACAAAUCCUUGCGUGUUGCUUCCGACCACGAAUACCACAGGGUAGACAAGCUUGCAAAGGGAGCCACCUCCCCUAGCAAAGCAUCGCCGAACCAGAAGCUUCCUCCUGCUGAAAAAAAAGACUUAAAUGACUUGGCCUCUGUUCCCAGGGAGAAAAGCCCUGGGAUUUUCAGCAAGAAGAACAGUGUGAGCCCCAGCCCCGCAAAACCCCGUGCGUUGCAUCCAAGAGAGACUCAAGAAGCUGCCGAGGUGAACAAGCACUCCUUCAUCUCCGCCGAGCACUCGUACGCCUCGCAGAUGCCUGAGCACUCGAAGAAACACACGUAUCCCAGAGGUGCCCCCUACCCCGGACCAGCACCCGCCAGAAACGGGACCAGGAACGCCCGAGCAGGACUCCUGGUUGGGAAAGUCCUGCCUUUCCGCCACCAGCAGCACAGCACCCACCACCACCGGCCCUUCGAAGCUGUGACAAUGAGGCGCAGGAGCAGCCUGCUCUCCCCUAGGCUGAAGGACAACUUUGCCAAGUCCCACACAGUGAACAUCUGCGGCGAGUCCGUGAAGGUGACGUGCCAUUGGGAGGCAGAGUAUCUCUUCAGUUUGGACAGCAGGUACACCAACGAUGCCCUGGAGAAAACCGUCGUCCGCGCCCUGCACGGGCCCUGGGACCCUGAUCUGCCCGAUGACGUGGAAGAGAUGAAGCUGAUACUUCAUAUGUGGGUGGCUCUCUUCUACAGCAAACCCAGCAAACUCCUAAGCAGCACGAGGAAGGUGGUGGAGCACAGCAACCCCAAGAAGUACGUCUCAAUAAACAGCACUGGGGACUUUCUUGAGCUGAGUGAUGACGGUGAGGAUUGUUUUGGGUUGGAGAUGUGCCCUGCGGACUCUCGGUCAGACCCUGACCAGACUCCCAGCAGCUCUCUGGAUCACAGCACACAUUGUCAGGGACCUUCCUGCCCGGAGGAGAGCCCUGCAGAUUCCCAGACUGAUGCUGAUGGGACUCUCGGUGUUGUCGAUAGUACAGUGUCAUCUUCUUCAGGGGAGCUGCCCUGUGAGGAGGAGGAGCCUUCCUCCACAAGCUGUCCAGAGAGCCUUUCCCCCACUGAAUAUGCUGAUGAGAGCCUGGCUGUGAAAGACAGGCAGCCAGGGGUCAUUCCUGAGGAGCGUGUGCAUGACGUCUCAACCAUCGCUGUGGAGGAGCCGCCCAAGGAGGGACUGCUGGACGCUACGAUUGCCCCCAGCCCUUCCGAUGAGCUCGGCAACGCUGGCAAGCCCCCAGCUGCGCUGGGCAGGGAAAACCCAUGCAACCAAGCCCCAAAUUCCAGUAUAGCUCCCUGGAGCGAUGCACCGAGCGCGCUGCGUGGACGUGGAGAGCAGCCGAAGAGCGGCUCUGUCUGCCUCACGUCUCUUGAUGGAGCAACAGAUCCAGGGGCUGCUCAAGAGGAGCAGGAGGCCAUGGCAAGCAUCCAGUCUCCGUCAGAGAGCGGCCUGGGAGGGAGCAGCAGCCUUUACCAAAGGUGCGGAGGCGAUGUUUAUGCUGACCUCGCUUUGCUGAGCACUGGUGAAUCAAACCAAGAAGGGAACAGGUUUUUGGUGGAAGAACAGCGUAGCAGCCCUUCUGCCAACCAGACAGAUGUGCUGGGUGAGUCGUCGGGAGCAAGUGAUGGCCAGGGCUUCGCCUUCGAUGGUGCAGCCUUAGCAGGUGACUCUGGAGCUGGGGAGGGUGAUGAUGUGUGCCUUGGUGCAGAGAAUUCCCCCGGGAGCGAUGAAACGAACACAGGGAUGGUGACUAACCCACCGCAGGAGCCAGCAACCUUUCUUCAUGACCUGCUGGAAUCAAAGCCCUCCUCCUCGGUGAGAGAGGGGAUGUCUGCCCUGAAGGAGCAUCCCAGGCAGCAACAGAGCUCCCCAGACAGCCUGUCCCCGCCUGCCCACGCACGCUUGGCUCCAGCUUCUCCCCCCCAGCAGGACCCUCUCCCCUGCGGCGGAGAUGCAGACCCCCACCACCACUUGUUAGAGCAAAGGGAGUGGGGGCCAGUUCUGUGCCAACACGGGAAGUCCUGCGAGCAAGUCGGUGCUGCAGAGGUGAGUGUGGCUGCCGAGAGCCCGGACGGCUCCUUAAAGCCCAGGUGUGCAGAAGAGGUGAAAAAAGACAUGGGUCCGUGCUGUGCAGAGCCGGCAGAGAGCUCCCCCGUGGAUGUGCUUGUGCCGCCGGGUGAUCUGGGAUCAAUGCCUCCUUCUCCUCCCCAUGGUCACAAGGCAGGUCUGCACAGCGCUGAGCGGGACUCAGGCCUCGGUGUGCACCCCAAGACGCUCUGUCCUGGCACGAGUCCGGCUCCAGGCGGUGCCCUGUGGUCCUGCUGCGUGGGCACCUGCCCCAGGUGUGCCAGCCCUGGGGGCCAAGCAGUGGAUGCGGUAGGGAGCCACGAGAAGGAACCCAUCCUGCCUGAGGAUUCAGGAGGAAGCAGCAUCCCUCUUGCCAGUCCUACAUCUUUUUCAGCAGGGGAGUUGCUCAUGCCACUGCGCGAGCCCCAGUCUGUGUGUGACUGGGGCGAGCACGAGGCCGAGGGAUCCGACGUGUUUGCUGAUCUGCACCAUGCCAGCGUGGAGGUGGGAGAGGGAGAAAUCCCCGCUCUCCCCUCCCCGAUGUUGCCGUUACGUGCGCAUGGGUGGCUCUCUGGAGAAAGCUUGGAGCUUAGUGACGCUGAAGAUAUUUCGAACGUGCUCCCGAGGGCAAAGCAGCUCCCCAGCAAAGACAGACGCGUGGGCUUGACCUUUGAAGAUCUGUUUGAGACCUUCUCCGGCGACUCAGACCAGGAGUAUUUUGGGGGGACUUCACGGAGUUUCUACAGCACGAGAUCUGUGGAUGCUGCGGGCACAAGGACUAACUGCGACUCCUCCUCCACAAGCUCAGCGCGCGCGGAGGGGCGCAGGGAGGACUGGGGCUCGCUGGGCACGGAGUGGGGCCGCUCACGGGCUGAGCGCGGCUGGCCCAGCGGCCCGGGGGAAACCAGCAGCGGGCACGUUCCACCGUACGUCAGUAUUAGGGACGGCCAGGGGAUCGCCAAGAACUACCGGAACUUCGUGGUCACCAAAAAGUGCCAGGAGAGGAUGGGAAAUUCGCAGCCUUCAAAGAGUUGCAGCCGCUGUGCGGAGCAGUCUCAUUUGUUGAGGUCACUGAUGGGGACUUGGAGGGGUUUUGAGGAAAUCACUCAGCACACUUUGGACAUGGAGUGUCUUCGUUUCCAUUAUAAGCUAAAACAAAUCCUAAGGAGUGGGAAACCAGCCUUUUCUACCUCCAAAAGCAUCUUUCCAAAAGACUUAUCUCCCCAGGUGAUGUUUAAGACAUCGCCUGUGCGAGAAGCUCCCAUCCCACUUUCCCCGAGGAGCAGGAGCCCUUUGCAGGUGACAGUCCUGCCCUCCGACACACGGCUGAGCGGGCUCGGCUGGCACCGGCGAAGCGGCUGGCAUGGGGACCCGUGUAGCCCGUGGCAGGACACCCUCCGCGACGAGAAGAGCAGGGCCAGAUCCCAGCGCCAGGGCCGCACGGCUCCCUUCCACCUCAGCAAGCUCAAAUACAAUAACGAGCUGCAGCACUCGCAGGGGGACAUCGCUGUCAUCCUCGACGAGUACGCCGAGUUCAACAGGGUGAUGCUGAGCAGGGCUGAGGCGGGGAGCGAGGGCAGAGGGCCGGUCCCGGCACACGGGGAGGCGGCGAGCAAGUGGCCGUGCACGUCCCUACCUGGGAGGAUGGCCGCCUUCGAGAUGAUCGCGGACCUGUGCAGCACGCUGCGUUUCCGCCUGCGCAGCGUGGCCAAGGAGGCCUGCAGCCACGCCGGCAUGUUCUACCUGGUGGAGACGGGCAAGGACCCUUUCUUUGCAAGCGUGAAGACCUUGCUGAAGAAAGACGGCCGCAUGGAGAUCGAGCCUCUGAGCUUCUGCAAAGCGAAGUGCCCGGGUGCUGACAGGCUGCUCGUCGUCAUCAGGAACGAGGACAUUUCCUCGCACAUCCACAACGUCCCGUGCUUGCUGGAGCUAAAGCACCGUCCGAACGUGGUGUUUGCCGGAGUGGACAGCCCCGAAGAUAUAACGGGUCGCAUGUACCAGGAGCUGUUUCAUACCGGUGGCUUCGUGGUGUCGGACACCGAGCUGUUGGAAACGGUAACGCUGGGCCAACUGAAAGAGGUGGUGAAGGUGCUGGAGAAGCUGAACAAAAGCGGGAGGUGGAAGUGGCUCCUUCACUACAAGGAGAGCAAGAAGCUCAGAGAAGGUGUCAGGGCGGACGCCAGCGCUCGCAAGAAGCACUUGAUCCUCAGGUCGUGCCAAGGAGCCGAUCUCAUCGAGGUGCUGCGCUACCACGCCUGCGACUCCGGGGCGUCCCCCAGAUCCCAGUACGUCGAGUGCUUGUUGAACCUGCAGGUUGAGCGCGUCGGCGCCAGGUUCGCUGUGUAUCUCACAGAAAAGCCCAGCGCCAGCAGGGAGGUCCUUGAAAGCAAAGGAAUCCUCGUGGCCGACGUCAACACCUUCCUUGGGACGGUGCAGAAAGCGGCUGCCCCGUUUAGAAGAAGCUACUGGUAA